Messenger RNA from Notolabrus celidotus (New Zealand spotty), 1428 nucleotides. RefSeq names its product hematopoietically expressed homeobox (gene hhex). Bases 136 to 1011 code for a protein of 291 amino acids. Gene Ontology annotation, biological process: regulation of transcription by RNA polymerase II; cell differentiation. The transcript has 4 exons. Lineage: Eukaryota; Metazoa; Chordata; Actinopteri; Labriformes; Labridae. Gene Ontology annotation, molecular function: RNA polymerase II cis-regulatory region sequence-specific DNA binding; DNA-binding transcription factor activity, RNA polymerase II-specific. The record is from RefSeq and is a predicted model, not a curated record.
UUGAAGUGACAGUAGAAGCUGCUGAAGAUCUCCUCAGAUACUGACGAUAAGGAGAAAGGCUGUAGAAAGAGAAAGGAGGGACGCAGCCUUCUGUUAAAUCAGCUCCAGCGCGCAUCGGCGGCAGUAAAGGGCACAAUGAGCGUCCCGCUUUACGCACCGACCCCGAUCCAGCCGGCUCACCCGACCCCCUUCUACAUCGAGGACAUUCUGGGGAGGACUGUCACCACCUCCUCUCCUUCUUCUUCCUCAUCCACCUCCUCCUCUUGCUCCACUCCAGUCAUCCCCACCCCGACUCUCCCUUCGCCCAACUCCUCCUUCACAAGUUUCAUCUCGCCGUACCGGACCCCGAUUUAUGAGCCCACACCGAUCCACCCGGCGCUGUCUCAUCACGCAGCAGCGGCUCUGACGGCGACGUAUGCCUCCACCGCGACCUUCGCCGGGUCCAUCUACCCGUUCCACCACCAGCACCACCGCUCCAUGGGGGAGUACGCGCAGGCGCUGCUCAGACACGACCCUCUCGGGAAGCCUCUGCUGUGGACCCCCUUCAUCCAGCGGCCCCUGCACAAAAGAAAAGGCGGUCAGGUCCGGUUCUCAAACGACCAGACCAUCGAGCUGGAGAAGAAGUUUGAGACGCAGAAAUAUCUCUCUCCUCCGGAGAGGAAGCGCCUGGCCAAGAUGCUGCAGCUCAGCGAGAGACAGGUUAAAACUUGGUUCCAAAACCGACGAGCGAAGUGGCGCAGACUGAAACAGGAGAACCCUCAGGGUGGUAAGAGGGAUGUGGAGGGGGACAGCUCGGCUGGGAGGAGCAACAAAGCAGAGGAGACUACCGAGUCCUCCGGGAUCGAGAGCCCGGCGCACAGACACACAGCCCCGGCCUCAGAGUUGUCACAGAGCGGCCGUGAGGUGCGCUCCGCAUCCCCGAAAGACACAGAGCUGGACUCUGACGUGUCGGAGGAUACAGACCAAGAGCUGGACAUAGAGGACGACACCGAGUUCAAUCUGAACCCUUAGUUCUGACUGAGCCACUACGGGACCCUCACCUAUAGCCUAUACCGGACCCACUGGGACACUAAAGGAGCUGAUGCUGAAGAUCUUUGGAUCCUCUGACACUUUCCAUUCAGCCUCACUGGACUCUUUCUGCACAGACACGACGACAGACAUGUGGACGGACUGGUUCCUGAUGUCAUAUUUAAAUAUAAAUAAAUCUCUAAAUCAACUCUCACCACGCAGACCAUUCUCCACGCAGGACAGUCAUCUGGUUUCUCUUCGUGUCUGUGUCUCUGUAAAUAACCUGAAGGCCUUUCUCUUGUACUGUAAAGUGUUUGAAUGAUGAAUGCUCUUAAGACCAUUGACAGGUGCCUUAAAAUGUGAUAUUCAAUGAUGGACAGUAAUGUUUCGUUUAUAUGUAAUAAACCAUGUUUGUUUUAA